Octopus sinensis (East Asian common octopus) is the source of this 1377-nucleotide messenger RNA. RefSeq lists its product as uncharacterized. The transcript has 2 exons. NCBI's taxonomy places the organism in Eukaryota, Metazoa, Mollusca, Cephalopoda, Octopoda, Octopodidae. The record is from RefSeq and is a predicted model, not a curated record. The coding region runs from base 1 to 1377 and encodes 458 amino acids.
AUGUUACUCGUUGAUGCAUCCGAUUCCGGAAUCGGAGGUGUGCUACAACAGCUUGUUGACGGUAUAUGGCAACCGUUGUCUUUCUUUUCUAAGCGGUUAAAACCCGCGGAAACCAAAUACAGCACAUUCAGUCGGGAAUUAUUGGCGGCAUACCUGGCCGUUAAGCAUUUCCGUCAUAUGCUAGAAGGUACCAAUUUUGCCAUAUACACCGACCACAAGCCAUUAGUAUACGCAUUUAACACCAAACCAGAUCGCCAUUCGCCAAGAGAAAUCCGCCACCUCGACUUCAUAUCGCAGUACACGACGGAUAUACGCCACAUCAAAUGGACGACCAACGUGGCAGCCGAUGCACUUUCACGUGCGCAGAUCAAUGCUAUCCACACCACGUCUACAAUUGAUCUGGCACGUAUAGCAGCUGACCAGGAGAAUGACGAAGAACUUCUAAAGCUCCGGAAUUCGUCAUCUCUGAAAUUUCAGCAUGUUCCGCUACCAUCAUCCACAUCCCAUAUUUGGUGUGAUAUUUCCACUGGUUACCAACGCCCUUAUGUACCACAGAAAUAUCGUCGAGAAGUUUUCUCCGCUCUACAUUCUCUGUCACAUCCUGGUAUUCGCUCCACUCAAAAGCUAAUAUCGACCCGUUUUGUGUGGACCAGUAUCAACAAGGAUAUCAGAGAAUGGACCAAGUGCUGUGUUGCGUGCCAAAAAGCGAAAUUCCACCGGCACAUAAAAUCACCAAUCGGUUCAUUUUCGCAGCCCGACGCACGAUUUCAGCACGUUCACAUUGAUAUCGUUGGACCCCUGCCACCUUCGCAGAACUAUUCAUAUUUGCUAACUUGCGAAGAACUGGGAUAUACUCCGGCCGAACUCGUUUAUGGCACAACACUCACCUUACCUGGGCAGAUGAUCGAACCUGUUUCACAAAACUUCCCUGACCCACAACAAUAUGUGCACCAAUUACGGACAUCCAUGUCGCAGUUAUCACCUUCAGGCCCCAGACAACAGAACGUCGUUUCACGUGUCCCAAAAGAGAUCAACACAUGGACUCAUGUCUUCGUGAGGAAUGAUGGGAUACCCUCUCAACUUCGACCACCAUAUUCCGGGCCCUACAAGGUCAUCAAAAGAGAACCCAAGUAUUUCGUCCUCGAUAUUGGAGGUAAACGAAAUACGGUCUCGAUUGAUCGUUUAAAAAAAGCUUUCAUCGAGGAGGACUUACAUUCAGUCCCCUCUUUUCCUCAAACAGACUCAGCAGCUCCAGCGAACACCACAGAUUCUGCACAACCCCGACACACCAAAUCAGGAAGAACAGUUCGAUGGCCAGCAAGGUUUGUGCAAGUUUUUCGGGUAAGUUCUGAACUCCUAACGUAUCCAUCUUCCUAA